This is a messenger RNA of Acaulospora colombiana, 701 nucleotides long. The record is from the annotation of a GenBank genome assembly. Lineage: Eukaryota; Fungi; Glomeromycota; Glomeromycetes; Diversisporales; Acaulosporaceae.
AACUAACAGCUUCACCUGCUCCUCUUACUGGUUCUUCUGAAAUUCUGUCGACCAGCCAUCAAAAACCGCCACACGACUCGCGCGUCAACCUUUCGACGCUGCGAAAGUUUGAGCAAGAGGCUUUUUACAGACAUGAGCGUGAUGCACCACAAUUUGACCGACGAGUGCAAACUUGGGUUCAGACGUCCUCGGACGGCAAACCUACUCUAGAGACCAUCGAAGGUCUAGAGCCACAACCUCCAGUACCCACCCUAGCGCACUCUCUAGACAGAGUCCUAUUCAAUUCUGGACCCCAUUGGUUGCGCGACCCACGAUCACGAGUGGCCAAUUUCGAUGAAGUACUGGAAAAAGUGCCCGAUAUUUACGACUUUGAUUUUGCGCGUAUUCAACCCUACGCUCUCUUUGAAUUAGCGAAACGAGAAGGAAAGCAGUUUACAGGCUCGACAUCUUCAUUGACAUCAUUACUAUCGCAUAUCUUUUUUUUAAUAUCUAAUGGGCGAGGGGUGGACACUUCUACAUUAUCAUCUGCAUUCAGCAAAGAGGGAACUAUGCUCGAGAAAUUCCUUAUCAAUCCCACUGGCGAAUUUGACAAACUUCGCCGUUCGACACCUUUAACGGAGGACACCGUCUUGCCCUCUCAAGGAGAAAGCUAUCGUUACUCAAAGGAUCAGGGAUAUUCGACAUCAAGACAAGAGCAGUAG